Messenger RNA from Hippopotamus amphibius kiboko, 1650 nucleotides. RefSeq names its product 3'(2'), 5'-bisphosphate nucleotidase 1 (gene BPNT1). Gene Ontology annotation, biological process: phosphatidylinositol phosphate biosynthetic process. NCBI's taxonomy places the organism in Eukaryota, Metazoa, Chordata, Mammalia, Artiodactyla, Hippopotamidae. Gene Ontology annotation, molecular function: 3'(2'),5'-bisphosphate nucleotidase activity. Bases 186 to 1157 code for a protein of 323 amino acids. The record is from RefSeq and is a predicted model, not a curated record. The transcript is spliced from 10 exons.
CCUGCGCCGAACUUCCCGCAUGCUCAGUAGCUGAGGCAACUUGACUCUGCAGCCAGCAGAGCUAUCCCCGAGGGUAAUUACUACGCUGGGCGCUGCGGGUGACCUGUUGCUUGAUAACGCUUUUCGGGUUUUCCACCUGAAGUCUCUUUCGUCUGACUCGGUCCCAGUCUUGUCACCGGCACAUCAUGGCUUCCAGUCACACUGUGUUGAUGCGUUUGGUGGCCUCAGCAUAUUCUGUUGCUCAGAAGGCAGGAACGAUAGUCAGGCGUGUUAUUGCCGAAGGAGACCUGGGUAUCGUGGAGAAGACCUGUGCAACAGACCUGCAGACCAAGGCGGACCGAUUAGUUCAGAUGAGCAUAUGCUCUUCUUUGGCACGGAAAUUCCCCAAACUAACAAUUAUAGGGGAAGAGGAUCUGCCUCCUGAAGAUGUGGAUCAAGAGCUGAUUGAAGAUGGUCAGUGGGAGGAGAUACUGAAGCAACCAUGCCCGUCACAGUACAGCGCUAUCAAAGAGGAAGACCUUGUGGUCUGGGUUGAUCCUCUGGAUGGUACCAAGGAAUAUACUGAAGGUCUUCUUGACAAUGUGACAGUUCUUAUUGGAAUUGCUUAUGAAGGAAAAGCCAUAGCAGGAGUUAUUAACCAGCCAUAUUACAACUACCAGAACAAUGAAAAUCAGAAGUUAAGGGAACCCAGGAAUGAAGCAAAGGCAGGACCAGAUGCUGUGUUGGGGAGAACAAUCUGGGGAGUUUUAGGUUUGGGUGCCUUCGGGUUUCAGCUGAAAGAAGUGCCUGCCGGGAAACACAUUGUCACAACCACCCGGUCCCAUAACAGCCAGUUGGUGAUGGAUUGUAUUGCUGCUAUGAAACCUGAUGAUGUGCUGCGAGUGGGAGGAGCAGGAAAUAAGAUUAUUCAGCUGAUUGAAGGCAAAGCUUCUGCUUAUGUGUUUGCAAGUCCUGGAUGUAAAAAGUGGGAUACCUGUGCUCCAGAAGUCAUUUUACAUGCUGUGGGAGGCAAGUUAACUGAUAUUCAUGGAAAUGCUCUCCAGUAUAACAAGGAAGUGAAGCACAUGAACUCGGCUGGAGUCCUGGCCACACUGAGGAAUUACGACUACUAUGCAAGUCGAGUUCCCGAAUCUGUUAAAAAUGCACUUGUUCCUUGAAGGGAAAUCUCCUUGACUCAGCCAGGAGAAGUACUUGCUCCUCGAAAUAAUAUAUUUUAAAACUAAUUGGGUGGAAUUCGAGCUCCACCUUUACUUCAUUCAUUGUUGAUCACUGAUUUACAUUUGGUUACUUAGGAGUAGAAAAUUGAAUUUUUAAAUGUCUUGAUCAAUAAUCAACCAGACCAAUUUUGACAUCUGGAAAACCUGUAAAGUCAGUAUAUUUUACAUUUCUUUUCCUCCUUUUAUUUGGAGCAAUGAAAGAAAAGUUUAGCUCCAACUGGCCAUCCUGGUCCAUUGUUGAAUCAGCAUUCCUGUUUUGUAAAUCAGAUGUAUUUAGGGCACAGAACUGGUUGUUAUCUAAAUCUCAUUCUUGUCUUUCACAGUAAUGUAAAAAGUUUUCCUACUCCCAUUCUGAAUACAUUAAAAUGUCAUUAUGUAUACUGAUGAAACAGAUUUUGGAGAAAUGUUUCUUUAUAAGGAAUUAUUCAAUUCU